GCGAGCGCACCAAGAUGGCGACACCCGCAGUCCCUCCCGCAGCUCCCCCCGCGCCGCAGUCCGGCAGCGCCGCGCCGGGGCCGCGCUGAGCCCGCCCGACACGAGCUGAGCUGCCCGGGCUGCACCAUCGCUAAAGAAGCUGCUGCAGGAUGAAAAGAUGGCAGCGCGGCUGCUGGCACCACCGGGCCCCGAGAGUUUUAAACCCUUCACUCCGGAGUCUCUGGCCAACAUCGAGAAACACAUCGCGGAGCUGAAGAAGAAGCAGCGCUCCAAGCAGGACAGCAGCCACCGGGAUGACGACGAAGACAGCAAACCAAAACCAAACAGUGACCUUGAGGCGGGGAAGAAUUUGCCUUUCAUCUACGGGGACAUCCCUAAAGGGCUGGUUGCUGUGCCGCUGGAGGACUUUGACCCUUAUUAUAUGACCCAGAAAACCUUUGUAGUACUAAACAGAGGGAAAACACUCUUCCGAUUUAGUGCCACACCUGCCUUGUACAUUUUAAGUCCUUUUAAUCUGUUUAGAAGAAUAGCUAUUAAAAUUUUGAUACAUUCAGUAUUUAGCAUGAUCAUUAUGUGCACUAUUUUGACCAACUGUGUAUUCAUGACUUUUAGUAACCCGCCAGAAUGGUCAAAGAAUGUGGAGUACACAUUCACCGGGAUUUAUACGUUUGAAUCACUCGUGAAAAUCAUUGCAAGAGGUUUCUGUAUAGAUGGGUUCACCUUCCUGAGGGAUCCCUGGAACUGGCUGGAUUUCAGCGUGAUCAUGAUGGCAUAUGUCACAGAGUUUGUGGACCUUGGGAAUGUCUCAGCAUUGAGAACUUUCAGAGUUCUCCGAGCUUUGAAAACUAUCUCUGUAAUUCCAGGCUUGAAGACCAUCGUGGGUGCCCUCAUCCAGUCUGUGAAGAAGCUGUCGGAUGUGAUGAUCCUGACAGUUUUCUGUCUCAGUGUCUUUGCCCUCAUCGGGCUCCAGCUGUUCAUGGGCAAUUUAAGGAACAAAUGUGUGAUUUGGCCAAUUAAUGUGAACGAGACCUUCCUGGAUAACGGCUCCAGGGGCUUCGACUGGGAGGAAUACACCAACAAUAUGUCAAAUUUUUACAUCAUUCCUGGCGCCCCCGACCCUUUGCUCUGUGGUAACAGCUCAGAUGCAGGCCAAUGUCCCGAGGGAUACACGUGCAUGAAGGCAGGACGGAACCCCAACUACGGCUACACCAGCUUUGACACCUUCAGCUGGGCUUUUCUGGCUUUGUUUCGCCUUAUGACUCAGGACUUUUGGGAAAACUUGUAUCAGUUGACUUUACGAGCGGCAGGAAAAACCUACAUGAUCUUCUUUGUGCUGGUGAUCUUUGUGGGAUCCUUCUACCUGGUGAAUCUGAUUUUGGCUGUGGUGGCCAUGGCCUACGAGGAGCAGAACCAGGCGACGCUGGAGGAGGCAGAGCAGAAGGAGGCAGAAUUCAAGGCCAUGUUGGAACAAUUGAAAAAGCAACAGGAAGAAGCACAGGCUGCUGCCAUGGUCACCUCGGCGGGGACGGUCUCUGAAGAUGCUGUGGAAGAUGAUGGCGGGGGGAGGAUGUCCCGGAGCUCCUCGGAGAUCUCCAAACUCAGUUCCAAGAGUGCCAAGGAGCGCCGGAACAGGAGGAAAAAGAGGAAGGACAAGGAGCUGUCGGAAGGGGAUGAGAAGUGUGACAAUGAGAAGGUGUUCAAGUCGGAAUCUGAGGAUGGCAUGAGGAGGAAAGCAUUCAGGCUGCCGGAUAACAGGCUGGGAAGGAAAUUUUCCAUCAUGAACCAGUCUCUCCUCAGCAUCCCGGGCUCCCCUUUCCUCUCCCGCCACAACAGCAAGAGCAGCAUCUUCAGCUACAAGAGCCGCUUCCGCGACCCGGGCUCGGAGAACGAGUUUGCCGACGACGAGCACAGCACGGUGGAGGAGAGCGAGGGCAGGAGGGACUCGCUCUUCAUCCCCAUCCGCGGCCGCGACCGGCGCAGCAGCUACAGCGGCUACAGCGGCUACAGCGUGGGCAGCCGCUCCUCGCGCAUCUUCCCCACGCUGCGCCGCAGCGUCAAGAGGAACAGCACCGUGGACUGCAACGGCGUCGUCUCCCUCAUCGGCGGGCCCCCCUCCAGCAUGCCCGGCGGCCGCAUCCUGCCCGAGGGUACCACAGAAAUCGAAAUUAGGAAGAAGCCUGGCGGGUCUCUCUUGGUCUCAAUGGAUCAGGUGAACGCAUCCUAUGGGAGGAAGGAUCGGACCAACAGUGUCAUGACUGGCUUGACCAACACCCUGGUUGAGGAGCUGGAGGAGUCCCAGAGGAAGUGUCCCCCUUGCUGGUACAAAUUUGCCAACACGUUCCUGAUCUGGGAGUGCCACCCGUACUGGAUGAAGCUGAAGGAGAUCGUGAACUUAAUAGUCAUGGAUCCUUUUGUGGACUUGGCCAUCACCAUCUGCAUCGUGCUGAACACGCUCUUCAUGGCCAUGGAGCACCACCCCAUGACCCCCGAGUUCGAGCACGUGCUCUCCGUGGGGAACCUGGUUUUCACCGGGAUUUUCACAGCAGAAAUGUUCCUGAAGCUCAUUGCGAUGGAUCCAUACUAUUAUUUUCAAGAAGGCUGGAACAUCUUUGAUGGGUUUAUUGUCUCCCUCAGUUUAAUGGAGCUGAGUCUGGCAGAUGUGGAAGGACUUUCUGUGCUGCGAUCUUUCCGAUUGCUGAGAGUCUUCAAACUGGCCAAGUCCUGGCCCACUCUGAACAUGCUGAUAAAAAUCAUUGGUAACUCGGUGGGUGCCUUGGGGAAUUUGACCUUGGUGCUGGCCAUCAUCGUGUUCAUCUUCGCCGUGGUGGGGAUGCAGCUCUUUGGCAAAAGCUACAAGGAGUGUGUCUGCAAGAUCAAUCCGGAGUGUGAGCUACCCCGCUGGCACAUGCACGAUUUCUUCCACUCCUUCCUUAUUGUCUUCCGUGUGUUGUGUGGGGAGUGGAUUGAGACCAUGUGGGAUUGUAUGGAAGUGGCAGGACAGGCCAUGUGCUUGAUUGUCUUCAUGAUGGUCAUGGUCAUCGGAAAUUUAGUGGUGCUGAACCUGUUCCUGGCCUUGCUGCUGAGCUCCUUCAGCGCGGACAACCUGGCAGCCACGGACGACGACGGGGAGAUGAACAACCUGCAGAUCUCGGUGAUCCGCAUCAAGAAGGGCAUUGCCUGGACCAAGGCCAAGGUGCGGGAGUUCAUGCAGGCUCACUUCAAGCAGAGAGAGGCCGACGAGGUGAAGCCUCUGGACGAGCUGUACGACAAGAAGGUGAACUGCAUCGCCAACCACACCGGCGCCGACAUCAACAGGGACAUCGACUUCCUCAAGAACGGCAACGGCACCACCAGCGGCAUCGGCAGCAGCGUGGAGAAGUACAUCAUCGACGAGGACCACAUGUCCUUCAUCAACAACCCCAACCUCACCGUGCGCGUCCCCAUCGCCGUCGGCGAGUCGGACUUCGAGAACCUCAACACGGAGGAUUUCAGCAGCGACACGGAUCCCGACGGCAGCAAGGAGAAACUCGACGAGACCAGCUCCUCUGAGGGCAGCACCAUUGACAUAAAGCCCGAGGUGGAGGAGGUCCCGGUGGAGGCACCUGAGGAGUACCUGGACCCCGAUGCCUGCUUCACAGAGGGCUGUAUGCAGCGCUGCAAGUGUUGUCAGGUCAACAUUGAGGAGGGGCUGGGAAAGUCGUGGUGGACCUUGAGGAAAACUUGUUUCCUGAUUGUGGAGCACAAUUGGUUUGAGACUUUCAUCAUCUUCAUGAUCCUCCUCAGCAGUGGUGCUCUGGCUUUUGAGGACAUUUACAUCGAGCAGAGGAAAACCAUCCGGACCAUCCUGGAGUAUGCAGACAAGGUCUUCACCUACAUUUUCAUCCUGGAGAUGCUGCUGAAGUGGUGUGCCUAUGGAUUUGUCAAGUUCUUCACCAACGCCUGGUGCUGGCUGGAUUUCCUCAUCGUGGCUGUCUCUUUAGUCAGCCUUAUAGCUAAUGCCCUGGGCUACUCGGAACUAGGUGCCAUAAAAUCCCUUAGGACACUAAGAGCCUUGAGGCCUUUAAGAGCGUUGUCCCGAUUUGAGGGCAUGAGGGUGGUUGUCAAUGCCUUGGUUGGCGCUAUCCCUUCCAUUAUGAAUGUCUUGUUGGUCUGCCUUAUCUUCUGGCUGAUUUUCAGCAUUAUGGGGGUUAACCUGUUUGCCGGGAAAUAUCAUUACUGCUUUAAUGAAACAGCUGAGCAUCGCUUUGAGAUAGAUGUUGUUAACAACAAGACAGACUGCGAAGCUCUGAUGCCGCCCAACUCCACGGAGAUCCGAUGGAAGAAUGUGAAAAUUAACUUUGACAACGUUGGGGCAGGAUAUCUGGCUCUCCUGCAAGUUGCCACGUUCAAGGGCUGGAUGGACAUCAUGUACGCAGCUGUAGAUUCCAGAAAGCAAGAAGAGCAGCCCAAGUACGAGGACAACAUUUACAUGUACAUUUAUUUUGUUAUCUUCAUCAUCUUUGGUUCCUUUUUCACCCUGAACUUGUUCAUUGGUGUCAUCAUCGACAACUUCAACCAACAAAAGAAAAAGUUUGGAGGUCAAGAUAUUUUCAUGACAGAAGAACAGAAGAAGUAUUAUAAUGCCAUGAAAAAACUGGGCUCAAAGAAGCCUCAAAAACCCAUUCCCCGACCUCUGAACCGCAUCCAAGGAGCCGUCUUCGACUUUGUCACUCAGCAAGCCUUUGACAUCGUCAUCAUGAUGCUCAUCUGCCUCAACAUGGUGACCAUGAUGGUGGAGACCGACACGCAGAGCAAGCAGAUGGAGGACAUCCUCUACUGGAUCAACUUUGUGUUUGUCAUCUUUUUCACCUGUGAGUGUGUGCUGAAGAUGUUCGCCUUGCGGCACUACUAUUUCACCGUCGGGUGGAACAUUUUUGACUUCGUGGUUGUGAUUCUGUCCAUCGUGGGGAUGUUCCUGGCUGAGAUCAUCGAGAAGUACUUCGUGUCGCCCACGCUGUUCCGAGUCAUCCGCCUGGCGCGCAUCGGCCGCAUCCUGCGGCUGAUCAAGGGAGCCAAAGGGAUCCGCACGCUGCUUUUUGCCUUAAUGAUGUCCCUGCCUGCCUUGUUCAACAUCGGCCUCCUGCUCUUCCUGGUCAUGUUCAUCUUCUCCAUCUUCGGCAUGUCGAACUUCGCCUACGUCAAGCACGAGGCCGGCAUAGAUGACAUGUUCAACUUCGAGACCUUUGGCAACAGCAUGAUCUGCUUGUUCCAGAUCACCACGUCGGCGGGCUGGGACGGGCUCCUGCUGCCCAUCCUGAACCGGCCGCCGGACUGCGACCUGGACAAGGAGCACCCGGGCAGCGGCUUCAAGGGGGACUGCGGGAACCCUUCGGUGGGGAUUUUUUUCUUCGUGAGUUACAUCAUCAUCUCCUUCCUGAUCGUGGUCAACAUGUACAUCGCCAUCAUCCUGGAGAACUUCAGCGUGGCCACGGAGGAGAGCGCGGAUCCGCUCAGCGAGGACGACUUCGAGACGUUCUACGAGAUCUGGGAGAAGUUCGACCCCGACGCCACGCAGUUCAUCGAGUACAGCAAGCUGGCGGACUUCGCCGACGCCCUGGAGCAUCCGCUCCGCGUCCCCAAACCCAACACCAUCGAACUCAUCGCCAUGGACCUGCCCAUGGUGAGCGGGGACAGGAUCCACUGUUUGGACAUCCUGUUUGCCUUCACCAAACGUGUCCUGGGGGACAGCGGGGAGCUGGACAUCCUGAGGCAGCAGAUGGAGGAGAGGUUUGUGGCUUCCAACCCUUCCAAAGUGUCUUACGAGCCCAUCACCACCACGCUGCGGCGCAAGCAGGAGGAGGUGUCGGCGGUGGUGAUCCAGAGGGCUUACAGGGCUCGCUUGGCACGACGGGGCUUCAUCGGCCGCAGGCCUGCCGCCGCCAAACUGGAGAACGGGGGAGCUAACAGGGAGAAGAAGGAGGGCACCCCGUCCACGGCGUCCCUGCCCUCCUACGACAGCGUCACCAAACCCGAGAAGGAGAAGCAGCAGCGCGCCGAGGAGGGGAGGCGAGAAAAGGCAAAGAGACAAAAGGACGCCAGGGAGGCCAAGUGUUGAGACACACACACACACACACCCCCCCACCCCACACACACACACAAAAGGAAAAAAAAAGGAGAAAAAAAAAAUAAAAAAAAUAGUAGAAUUGUACGAAUUAAAAUAUUUGCAAGCGAAAAAAAAAAAAAAGAUUGUUUACAAACUUCCUGAAAUAUAUCAAUACAGAACAGCUGUGGAGACACUUACCUGAAGAUCUUAUACCAAACAUAGUCUGCUUACUGUGUGACAGCGUUGCAUCUAAAGCAGUGACCUACCACCUGUUUAAAGGACCCUGUAAACAAACAUUUAAACACACAAAAAAAAGGAAAAAAAAAGGAUUUUCUAUUGUUUGGGCAGGUGGAUACUGCAUGUUCCACAUCAGUCAAUGCAACUUAGGACAAGCAAGCAAAAUAAACCACACACACACACACAGAGAAACAAAACCCGCUGCUGGGAUUCAUGUGUUUUCCAAAGCAGCCCCAAGUGGAUUUUAUUUUCCCAUUUUGUUGGUUAUUCUCUGAAGGAAACCCAGAAGUCACAAUGUUAAUGGGUUUGUCCAUGCAAAACUAGAUUUGCAUUUAGUUAAGCAGCAAACAAAAAAUAAAGAGGAAAAAAAAAAAAGAGAAAAAAAUUGAAAAAGAGUUAAAACAAGUAGAACAACAACAAAAAAAAGGAGAAAUGAAACAAAGCACCCAUUGAGCCCACUGAGUUACCAUAGUUUAUUUGAGAUUUAUUAUUUGCAUCCUGUUUUCUCCAUGGGCUUUACUUGGUUUGGGAGAUGGGGUGAUGGGGUUCCCUCAGCCUGGAGCCAGCUCGGGCUGAUCCCCCCCAGAGAAUCCCAGAAGUGCUCGUUCACGCCUGGAAGCGAUUUCUGCAUGACGGCAUGCCCAGGGACCAUGCAUGAGGAACCACCACCAGGAGUCACCUGUCCACAGAGGUGUGUCAAAGCCAUAAAGUCGAGGCACUCCCCUUGAGUAUCUACCGCACACUGUAUUUGGAGAGAAGCCGUAGUGAUGCUCCUGCCCGGCACCAGUACGUCCCAGUUCCUAGAGAAUCUUCCAUUAACCUGCCACUAGAAGAAAAAAAACCAAAACAACCCAACAAAAACCCAACCAAAAAAACCCAAACUCUCAAAACCACAGAACCCCCCCAGCAGAACCCAACAAGCAGGUGAAUGAAUUGUGUGUGUCUGUUUAACAACUUUGACUUUCUUUUUCCAUACAGCCAUGGUUUUUUGCACACUGAAACAGAACAAAAUUCAAAAUGCUGCUCUGGACCUCACCAAAGGGGAGAGGAUAAAUCUGGGAAUGGCUUGUUAUCCAUGUCACUGUAAAUCCAAAACCUAGGGCUUCAACCAGCCAGCAAGGUCAGUUGUAUCCUGCAAUAUUUAGCAUUAAUAUUAAUUAUCGUUCAGCCUCCAUCCUGCAGCGUAGGCACUUCUUUUGGUAGAGAUAAAUGUUAAAAAGAAAAGAGAGGGGAAAAGCAGCACGCCGUGUGUGCUGGCAGGAAUUUGGGGAGCUCGCCCGCGGCAGCCCCAGGUGCAGGGCGGGGUUGGGACUCGCCCUUGGCUCCUGCUCGGGGGAUGCAGGGCUGGAGCCUGGGGUGCAGCCAGGAGGGGUUUGGGGGUGCAGCCCGGGGGGGCUCAGUGCCUUCACCGUGCCCAUUUCCCAGCCCUGCAGCCCCGGGGCUCUGGGGGCGACGGGCGACGGGCAGUGGGCACUGCUCCACCCGGCCCCGGUGCAGCGGCGCCAGCGGCGCGAGCCACGGCCGGCUCAGUCCCCGGUGAGGGGCUGGGGGUGUCCCAGGGUGGGGCCUGGGGUGUCCCAGUACAUUCCAGGGUGUCCCAGUGCAGCCUGGGGUUUCCCCAGCAUGACCUGGAGUGUCCCAGGCCAGCCCAGGGUGUCCCAGGCCAGCCCAGGGUGUCCCAGUACAUUCCGGGGUGUCCCAGUACAUUCUGGGGUGUCCCCAGUUCAUUUUGGGGUGUCCCAGGCCAGGUCCCCAGCCCGGGGGUCUCCUCAGGGCCGGGCUGGUGGCGCUGGGCGAGGUGACACUGCCGUGCUCCCGUUCGCCCCCGUCCCAACCGAGCGUCGCCCGAACCAGUGGGGAAAUGAAAAAUCAGCAAAGCCCCGGGACAGCAGAGCCCGAUGGGAGGAUGAGUCUCAGUUUGCAGCAUCCCAUAAACCCAGAGAAAGGACAGGAAUCGCCCAAAAGAACCAAACCCACGCGUGAAGCCAUCCAGCAGCCGCCUGUGCCGCCCCGGGAGCGGCUCCGCUCCGCAGCAGGGACCUCUCUGUCCUGCCCCCCCUGCUCCUAGGAUGGGAUGUAUCAUAACAAAAACAACAGACAGCAACAACAACAAAUCUACAUACAUAUGUACAGGCUACGUUGUAAACAGCACAAAAAAAAAAAAAAAACCAACAAAAAAAAGGAAAAAAAAAUAGCUGAAAAGUGUGGUUGAACUUUUUAAGAGAAUAUUAUAAAUACUGUAAUAUAUCAUUUUAUUUUAUUGGCAUGCCUUUUUGUAAAUACAAAGAAUUACAAAAAUUAUAGAAUGGCUUCUGGCUUAUGCCAUUGUCCAUGGUUAUUUUUAUUUUUUUAAGAUUUUUCUGUUGUCCUUAGAUUUUAGAUAGCCAGGAAAUGUCCCCCAAGGAAAAAAAAUAAAAACACAACAACAACAAAAAAAUUCCAAACGAAAACCCAGUCCCCUCAAAAUAGAUUUUAACAAAAGCUUUAUUGCAAGCGGUAUUUGCAGCAGCAAAAGUGUCUAUUUUUGGGUUCCAAUGUGCAAUAAGUUGACCACUUCUAUGCAAGAUUUGGCUGAACUUCAUAAUUGUUCUUAGGCUGGGCUGAGUCUUGUAGGUGACGCUCGGUGCGUUGGCGUUUGUGCUGGCAACUCAUGAAGCUGCUCAAUGACUUUAAAAUAAAAAGUCCCUUCAAACUGUAUAUAUAUUUAUUGAUUUCUUUUAGUGUUUUAGCAGUGUGAGACGCCAGGGGCGGGGGGAGGAGGUUCUGCAGCUGCUUCCUGCUGAGUUCAGGGCUGUCUGGGGCCGCUUUUCUCCUUUGGUUUCCUCCCCAGGGCGGGGAGCCAAGGUGGGACCUCAGGGACCUUCGUGUCCCACCCAAAUCUCCAGAUUCCAACACGGAAUUCGCGCUCUGGAUUCAGGGGGUGGCGUCAGAAAGAUGUGGCCAAAACUCACAACCACGCCGAGCAGUUCCCUUCCCUCUCCUGCCUCUAAAAUCCCUUUUGGGUGAAUUUGUGACUCCAAAAGCAUGGAGGGGAGGGUGUUAAUGAAGUGUCAGUCCAGGCUGCUUUAUUCACUUUCCUCUUCACCUUUUCUUAAAAUAUUUCAAAUUAAAAUUUCAACCAAUGUUGAAAAAAAAUGAAAUCAGGUAACCCCAUGGUGUUUCUUAGAGGAGGCCACACCUGAGUUUGAGUGAUUCUUCUGCUGCAAAAAUAAAAUAAAAUAAAAAAUAAAACAACCAAACCAACAACCUGUUAAAGCUGUAAAAGCUCAGUAUGAAGAUUAGUGUAUUAGGAAUUGCAUGGUGGCUCAUGACGGUCCUGCCCAACAGGAUUAGCAAUUACUAUAAGCCAAAAGAAAAUGAAAUAAACGUGACCCUUUUCACUGUACAAGGGAAGGUUGUCUCGGUGUCCCGGUUAUUUCCCUGCUCGCAUUCUCACUCCUCCUCCCCGUUUCCUCCCCCUCUGUGCUUCCCCCGAGGUUUUCAGGGGGGUUUGGUGGAGCAGGGUGAGGUGCAGGAGCUGUUUUGGUUUUCGGUGUCAGGUGCUGUCGGGUGCCAGCAGGAGCCUGGCAGAGCCCAGCUGGGUCUGUGGGGUCUGAGCCUGCUGGGGCUGCCUUGGCUGGGACAGGUGAGAGCUCAGACAGGUGAGAACUCAGGCAGGUGAGAGCUCCAGGUGAGGAUUCUCCGUGCUGGAUCUGCUCUGGCAGGGGCGGACGUUGUUCUGUGAUGGCUCACCCUGUAACUGCUCACCUUUAACCCCUCACCUUUAACCCCUCAACCCCUCACCCUGCAGCCCCAUCAGUGCCCUAAAAAGCCCCAAGAAAUGACCCAAAGGCCCCUGGAGUCCUUCCCUGGGGGACUGGGAGGCAGCAGGAGCCCCAGAGCAGCCCUGCACAGCUGCUGCCUCCCAGUGCUCCCUGGGUCACUGGGUCACUGGCGCCGGGGGGUUUCCUGCUGCUCAGUGGUGCUCAAGGGCCCUGGCGUGGGGCUGUGACCCCUCACCUGCACCCUGCCACCCCCUCCCAGCCCUGAGCAGACAGAGCUGGGCCUGAGCAGGAUUUAACUGGAGCUGAAUGUCCAAGGCAUUGCCUCAGGAUUGCUUUUCAUGUUUGAAUUCUGGUCACUUUGGAGUCGUUUUAGGAAGCGUGAGUUCUGGUCCGGUUUAUUUUACAAAUCUGAGUUUUGCUGCUGGGUUGGGGCCGGCCAAAGCAAAGCCAGAGCGUGGCUGUGCCGUCCUGUCCCACACGCUGGUGCCACUGGUUUAACUGGGCGCAGGGAUGGAGGAUUCCCAGUUCUCCCCAUCUGUAAAUGCGGUGGCUCAUUCCCUACCUCACAGGGGUGUUGUGAGGCUCCGUUAGUGGCGGGGUGCUGCGCUGAGCAUGGCUGAGGUGUGUGCAGCACCGAGGCGGUGACAAAGCCGCUGCUGUCCGAGUCCCGCACCCUGCGGCUGCAGGGCAGGGCCGCUGCUCCCCCCGACCCCGCCGGUGUUUGCUGCUCCCCUCCACCUCUGCGGUGUUUUACCCGGGGAGAGGAGGAGGAUGGAGCCGGGGCAGGGUGGAGGAAGGGAUGGAAGGGACGGGCUGGGAGUUCCAUGGCUGAACUUUUCAGUUCCUUUGUACUGUACAUCUUUUUACUUUGGAAUUUGCAAUAAAGAGGUAUGUCCAUCUUGUUUUAACAA
Molecule: messenger RNA, 10994 nt
Organism: Hirundo rustica (Barn swallow)
Lineage: Eukaryota; Metazoa; Chordata; Aves; Passeriformes; Hirundinidae
Gene: SCN8A
Product: sodium voltage-gated channel alpha subunit 8
Exons: 27
Coding region: 158-6094 (1978 amino acids)
Biological process (GO): membrane depolarization during action potential; neuronal action potential; sodium ion transmembrane transport
Cellular component (GO): plasma membrane; axon; voltage-gated sodium channel complex
Molecular function (GO): protein binding; voltage-gated sodium channel activity
Source: RefSeq, a predicted model, not a curated record